GGGGGUAAGGACACCUGUACUACUCACAAUCGUGUCCGAACACCUUCGCUCGCGCUCGUAAUCGUCCUGAGAACCCCACGCUGCCAUGCGCUGCCGCGCGCUCGAGCGAGAACGCGCUCCCUCCCUCCCUCCCUCCUCCAUCCCUCCCUCUUCCCACCCUCCUUCGUUCCCUCCUCCCUCCCUCGUUGAUGGCGCCCGCGACUCUCUAUCCCUUCUCCGAAUCGUCAACUCACUCCUCCGCGUCGUCUCCCUGCGUCUCAAGCCCCGUCCUCGCGCUUAGCCCCACUCCCUACCCCCUCCUCCUCUCACCACGCAAGCGCACCACCCGCGGUGACGACGGCGGCAAUCGAACGGGCGCGUCUCGACGUCCCACAAAAUAUCAAGCGCGAAGGAAGGGGGGAAGUGCCCUUCCCCCCGCACCCCUACCCCGCACCCCUACCCCGCUGCCGUCGCGCACCUCUCCCCGGUUUCCCAGGCUUGAGAAUCGCGUGCAGAGGGUGCGCGUCGUCGUCUUUAGGUGGGGGGUGAAGGCGAGGUGGGAGAGUCGAGGGGGAUGGGGGUGGUUAUAUGAGCGAGGAGGGGGAGGAAGCGAUGGGGGAGGAGGGAGGAAGGGAGGGUUACUCACCCGCUUCGCGCUCGUCGUUGACAGGGCUCGCCCGUGCCUCCGGAGGCUUGAGGUCGACAUACAUGUAGCCUUUGAAUUUGAAGGAAAAGGGUGGAGGGUGGGGUCCCCCACCCCCGUCGCAUAGUUCGCCGAGGGAACCCCUCGCGCGUCUCCGACGGUUCGCACCCGCGAAAAGAACCAGCUAUUGAGAGGUCAGCAUGCGUCUCCU
Schizophyllum commune H4-8 is the source of this 833-nucleotide messenger RNA. RefSeq lists its product as uncharacterized. The coding region runs from base 189 to 749 and encodes 186 amino acids. Lineage: Eukaryota; Fungi; Basidiomycota; Agaricomycetes; Agaricales; Schizophyllaceae. The transcript has 2 exons. The record is from RefSeq and is a predicted model, not a curated record.